AUGUUAAUGGCAGCCGUUCGAGGAGUUUACAAUCUGCUGAGAGCAUGUUGCCAAUGCGCCCGAAGAGCUGCCCAAACACUUGCCAAUAGCAGCUGUCAAUGCUGCACGGAGGAAGAGCGGUCCUCUGCAGCACUGCCUGCGGCGGCAUUGACCGUCCCUGUGGAAGACAGGGCACUCGAGCCGCUUCAGACUAUGGCUCAUGCGCCGCGCGACGCAGUUGCUCGAGCGCCUGAGGUUUGGGAGUCAGCGUGGCACGUGCCGCAGGAGAAACUCGAUGAGCUCUUCCAGACCGCGAUGCAAGACAACCUCUUAGAGGGUGUGAGGUAUCUUCGUGAGUGUCCGUGUCUGGACGAGGGUGACGUACUGAUGAUCUUGAGCCAGCCGCCGUACUCCGCCAUAUCUGCAGGGCAUGCAAUAUUGGUUUUGGAGAAGCCUGUUGCUCAGAUGGAGUUUCUUGCGCAUCUACCACCCUUUGAAUGGUUGAGCUGGUUAAGUGGUUAA
Symbiodinium sp. CCMP2592 is the source of this 501-nucleotide messenger RNA. Lineage: Eukaryota; Dinophyceae; Suessiales; Symbiodiniaceae. The record is from the annotation of a GenBank genome assembly.